Molecule: messenger RNA, 1793 nt
Organism: Melitaea cinxia (Glanville fritillary)
Lineage: Eukaryota; Metazoa; Arthropoda; Insecta; Lepidoptera; Nymphalidae
Gene: Crtc
Product: CREB-regulated transcription coactivator 3
Exons: 15
Coding region: 81-1793 (570 amino acids)
Biological process (GO): positive regulation of transcription by RNA polymerase II; protein homotetramerization
Cellular component (GO): cytoplasm; nucleus
Molecular function (GO): cAMP response element binding protein binding
Source: RefSeq, a predicted model, not a curated record
UGACAGGCAGGCGCGUUUUAGUUCUAUGAGCGCAGAAAAUUGUGAUGUAAAAAGAGAAGAAUAAAUGUUUGUUAACCACCAUGGCGAAUCCUAGAAAAUUUAGUGAAAAAAUCGCCCUUCACAAUCAAAAGCAGGCUGAAGAAACAGCCGCUUUUGAAAAAAUAAUGCGUGAAGUUUCCGACGCAACCAAUAAGGUUAACUCUAGUAGUCGACGUGCCAAAGUCAAAGCCCCUCCUGAGCCAGAAGUUGUUGAAAUCCUUGUACAAACACAACAAGGCUUGGGUACAUUUCGGAGUGGUUCACUUCCUAAUGUGGCAGCUCCUGAGCCACCUACAACAAAGCCGGAAGUCACAAAGCCUGAAGAAACUCCACUAGUGUCCCCAUAUGGUAUCAGUGGCAGAAGUGGGGGUACAUCACCAACCCCCCGGUCACCAGGACAAAGAGGGCGGGCCUCGUCAUCAGUGGGACCUAUGCGACGGCCAGCAGAUCGGAAACAUGACACCAGCCCAUAUGGAAGUACUGCAUAUCUCAGUCCGCCACCGGACAGCAGCUGGCGGCGGACGAACUCCGACUCGGCGCUGCACCAGUCGUGCGGCGAGCAACAGGCGACGACGCAGCCGCUGUCGCCGCACCACCCGCUGCACUCGCACGCGCACCCACACCUGCACCCCCACCAGAACCACCGCCGAGCCAGUAACAUUCCUCUCGACGUGCUCGCGACGCUGGGCAUGAGUCCUACGAACCGUCCGCGGUCUUCGUGUGAAAUACCACGAAUACCUAACAAUAACAACGUGUACGCGGGCGGCGAGGGCGCGGGCGCGGGCGGGCUGCAGUGCGAGCUGCAGGUGCCGGGCGGCUCGCUGCCCGACCUCACGUCCGUGCACUACCCGCCGCCGCACUACCUGCCGCACCGCGGCCCCGCCUCGCCCGACUACCAGCCGCGAUACAGCCCGACGGGCAGCGUGUCCCCGGCGACGGGCGGGCUGUCCCCGGCGUCGGGCUCGCCCGUGGGCGCCACCGUGCCGCUGGCCGCCGUGCACGACCCGCCGCUCUACGACGCGCAGAAUCACUUAUCUGUACCAAACACAAAUAAUUAUCUUCAUCAUAAUAAGAACAUGUCCCCGCUAGACCACAGUUGGAUUACGUCGAGUUACCAGUCGCACUGUAGUCCGCCGUCGCAAUAUUCCUCUACGUCUAAUAUUAACAUACCUUCACCUACGAUGGUGCACAGUCCGGGUAGUCCUGUGGAGUCACCGCAGACAGACUACAACAACCUACAUCAAGCCUUAUUACAACCGUUCGAGCAAAUAACUAUGCAAGGAGUUGACUGGGCGCAGUUGGUGCAGAGUCUCGUCGAGUCUGGCUGGACCGCUCACGUACAGGUCGCGGAAAAUCUUGACCCCCCCACGUCGAGCUACAACACAACGUACAUAAACCACAGUUCGCCACAUUCGUCACAGACAACGAAUUCAUCACAUACGUAUUCACAGGUACAAAAUCCGCGGCGCGCGCGCGACCCGGUGGCGGGCGGCGGCGCCUUCCCGCUGCAGCCGCUCGCCUCGCCCUCGCAGCCGGCCACGCCCGCCACGCCCGCCUCCAUCCCCGACAUCAUACUCACAGACUACUCGGGCGAGCUGGACCCGGGGAUCUUCGGCGGCGAGGAGGCGCAGCUGCGCGCCGGCCUCGACCUCGACGACCUCACGCUGCUGGAGGAGCCCAGCGCGCUGCUGCCCGACUCCGCCGUGGAGCACGAGUUCCGCCUCGACCGCCUCGACCGCCUCGACCGCUUGUAG